Talpa occidentalis (Iberian mole) is the source of this 341-nucleotide messenger RNA. Its product is annotated as ester hydrolase C11orf54 homolog. Gene Ontology annotation, cellular component: nucleus. The transcript has 2 exons. The record is from RefSeq and is a predicted model, not a curated record. The annotation marks the transcript as partial. Lineage: Eukaryota; Metazoa; Chordata; Mammalia; Eulipotyphla; Talpidae. Gene Ontology annotation, molecular function: hydrolase activity, acting on ester bonds; zinc ion binding.
CUUCUGAGGCCACCCAGUGACCGUCUCUCGCUGCAGCCCGCAGAGUUCUCCUCCUGCCCGCUGAAGUCCGACGAGGAGGUGAACACGUGGCUGCGCUUCUACGAGAUGGCGGCGCCCCUGGUGUGCCUGCCAGUGUUCGUGUCCCGGGACCCGGGCUUCGACCUGCGCCUGGAGCACACGCACUUCUUCAGCCACCACGGGGAGGGCGGCCACUACCACCACGACACCACGCCCGACGCCGUGGAGUACCUGGGCUACUUCUCGCCCGCCGAGCUCCUGUACCGCGUGGACCAGCCGGAGGAGACGCACUCCUUUGGGCGAGACUAGGGGGUGCUCGUGCG